AUGAUUUCUGAGGGUAUGAAUCCCGAAAAUCAGACAUUUUUCGAAAUGGAAGAGGAUCAUGAACGAUUAUGUGGUGUCGAAGGGAGGCUUCUCAAAGAAAAAGGCAAUAGACUUGUGCAGUGCUCCUCAGACGACGAAUGUUUGCCCCCUUCUCAAUGCCAUACUACCGGUUACUGUUGUAUGAUCGCUUUGAACCAGGAACCACCCCCAGUCGGGUGUCCAAUUGGGACCAGACCGCUCGUAAACUCUUCGGGAAUGGAACUCACCUGCUCACCGUCUGUACCAGAUUCCUGUCCAGGUGGCGCACUCUGUUACACGGACUCUCUGACAAAUGCAAAACGAUGCUGCGGGACCGAUCCUGGUCAAGGAUGCCCAUCUGGGUCUCGUGUCCUUCUAACAUCACUUGAGAAACCAAUGCUUUGCAUACCUGGGAAGGCCGAUGCAUUGUGCCCACGCGGAGCUCUCUGUCAGUGGAGCCACCUUAUCGAUAGAUAUCAGUGCUGUGAGCCUGAUAACGGCUGCCCACGACACCAAGCCCCUCUUAAAACAGUCGAUGGCGCAUCGCUGUUGUGUAACCCUCGUGGAGCACCAUGUCCAGAUGGUGCUGGGUGCCAUUUCAAUUUUUGGACGGCAUCCUAUCAAUGCUGUAAGAUGGAUACUGUAGAUCUAUGCCCAGCCGGUCAGGUACCGAUUUUGGCCGACUCCAAUGGAGAGCCGAAAUCAUGCCGGCAGAGCAUGGACUGUCCAACGAGCUACCAUUGCGCUGAGAACAAUAUUUGUUGUGGUUCACCGGGUACGUGUCCCGAAAAUCAACAACCGGCGAAAGACAAAUUCGGUCGGCUAACUGCUUGCACCGCUCGAAAUGGCAAUACAUGCCCAACUGGGUCAAAAUGCUUUCCGACUGGUUUUUUCUCUCAGCAUCUUUGCUGCGAACAGAUUGAAUAUACAUGUCCUGGAUACUCAACACCGUACCCAAGCUCACGAUUCCCACAAAAAUGCGACCUGGCAGAACCAUGGCGAUGUGGUGAUAAGCAGUGUAUGCCAAGCUUUUCUUGCCAACCAUCAAAGCGGAAUAGCUGGUUGUGUUGUUCGGUUGGACUGGCUCGAGCUCAAUUCACCUGCCCGUUUGCUGGUCAAGAACCUGUUCUCACUCAGCAAGGAGGUAACCAUUUCUGUUCCAGGCCUGGUACACAAGUGGACUGUCCUCAAAAUGCUGUCUGUGUCUCUGCUGGUGACUCAAAUGAAACUAACAUAUGUUGCAGACCAGCUGCUGCUGAGACAAUUCCCGAAUGCCCCAAUGGUGGAAUCCGCCAACCGUCACCAGCUGGGUACAAAAGCUGCUCGAUAAACUCGUUGAAUGACUGCGAUCCGGGGUAUUCAUGUGUUCGAGCCUCGAACGACUUCUCUAUCCAACUAUGCUGCUCUGCUUCAACUUCUGCUGCAGAGCCUGUGUGUCCCAAUCAGGGCUUCCUUUUGAAGGAGCGUGGUCGCCCCGUGUACUGUUCUGCCGAUCAGCCUCAUCUGUGCCCAACUAACUACCCAUGUGAGUCAGCUGUUGGUGCACCUGGAACCUAUGUCUGUUGUUCACCAUCAACAAUAUCCUGUCCUACACGAUAUUUACCGUUUUUGGAUCCAAACGGUAACAAGAUCAUGUGUUCUCUAUCGAAUGUCAACGAUUGCCCUGUCGGAUCUACCUGCACACAGUCUAUGCAAUCACCUACAGUACACCUAUGCUGUAAGGAUGAUUCAGGCCCUCCAUUGUGUCCAAGCAAAAGAAGGGCAUUCAUAUCUGCCUAUGGGACAGUGGAAACGUGUAGCGAGCCAGGGUUACCAUGUAGUCAGGCCGAAUAUACGUGCCAGUUCUCUGAUCCUCUUGGCCAGUACAUCUGCUGCAGCCAUGACCGUGUACCGGCGUACUGCGCAAACGGACACAAAAUCUAUGAGCAGAUCGCUGGCGAAACGUAUACAUGCAACCCUCGGCAAGUUCCAUCUUCAUGCCCUGUUGGAUACGAAUGUUCCCCAUCUACACUGCCCGAAACUAGCGUUUGCUGUGCUACCACUACAACCGUUCCACCCCUUCCGCCCAUAACAUUACCUCCUCCUACGGCAAUCACACAAUGUCCACCUGGUUGGGAACCUUAUCGCAACGACUUGGACAAUAAGGAGAGAAGCUGUACUGGCCAAACUGAUACCACGAACCAGCCCAAUCAGUGUCCGAGAGGCUACACCUGCGAGCAGAGCAUUAUCCCUUCGAUCUCCCUCUGCUGUAGUGGAGUUGCAAGACCUGAACGUCUACUCUGCACAGAUGGCAAAUCACCUUCCCUUCUGAAUGGAUUCAUUCGGAGCUGUCCAGUUGAAGGGCAGACUGAAGGUUGCCCCAAUGGAGACACCUGCCAGAGAUCCACUACGGGAAUGUUAGUGUGCUGUUCGAGUUCGUCUUCCUCCGCAGACGUCUGUCCACAGAACAGGUGCAACAGCUCAAGCGAGUGUGGCCGUGGUUUCUUCUGCAACGAAUCUAAUGUGAGCGGUGUCCGGGUUUGCUGUUCUUCUGGGACUAUGUCGGCAGAUGAUGCUUCGCCGUUGGCGUCGAAAGUGAGUGUGGCCAAGAUAGAUGAAGAUGAAUGGGUAGUUGUCGAGGGCUAA
Molecule: messenger RNA, 2643 nt
Organism: Haemonchus placei
Lineage: Eukaryota; Metazoa; Nematoda; Chromadorea; Rhabditida; Trichostrongylidae
Source: the annotation of a GenBank genome assembly